AUGGGGAAAGAAAGCGUUGUAGAACCUAUGGAGGGCGAAGGGGCUGUCUCUACAAAACCAAAAGAGGCUUCUCAAGAUGGACUAAAGAACUACUUCCGUGUCUUUAGUUACGGCACGCGUCUAGAUUAUUUACUCAUCUUGAUUUGUUUUGUUACGUCAAUUGGCUCGGGCAUCGCUUUCCCCCUGAUGACUGUAGUCUUCGGCCAACUCGUGGGAAAGUUUACCGAUUACUUCACGCCAGGAACAAGCGUCACAGCCUCCGAGUUCCAGGAUGAAGUCGAUGACUUGACAUUGUACCUGUUGUACCUCUUCAUUGGCAAGUUUGUUUUGUCCUAUGUAUCCAUGCUCACGAUCCGGGUCAGUGGCCUCCGAAUCUCGGCUGCGCUACGCCUGGCAUACAUACGAGCUUUGUUCCUACAGCCUGUUAGUGUAAUUGACACUGUCAGCCCCGGAAAAGUGUCCACGCGAAUUACAACCUCUGCAAACACGGUCCAAGUCGCCAUAUCACAACAGCUUGCUAUGAUGUUCCAGGCAUUUGCCUUUGUGAUCGGGGCAUACGUUGUAGCGUUCAUCCAGAGCCCAUUGCUCACCUUGGUCGCAUCAGCCUCAUUGCCGUUCAUCCUGAUACUCAUGGGUAUCAUCAUCCCUCCAUUUACGCGCAUAUACAAAAUCACCGAAAAGUACAGCGAGGAUGCGUCUGCUACGGCUUUUGAAAUAUUUUCUUCCCUUCGCGUUGUUGUCGCUUUUGGGGCAGAAGCGAAGCUGGCACGACAGCACGAAGAGUUACUGAUCAAAAGCGCGAAGAACUUCAAGAAAGCUGCUCCUCUCUCGGGACUCUUUUUCGCGCCUAUGAUGGUAGGACAAUAUGGAACGAUGGGUAUCGCCUUCUGGUUUGGUAUCAAGCAGUAUUCUGAGGGGAAGAACGAUGACGUUGGUACCAUUGUUAUCGUCCUGUUCGCAGUCAUGAUGGCAGUCGUGAAUUUCGGCAGAGUCGUUACCCCGAUCGUUGCUAUCGUCAAGGCAUCAACAGCCGCUGCAGAGCUAUUUAGGACGAUCGAUGCGCCGGUCCCAGAUGUCUCAGGAUUGAAAGAGCCCAAUGUCACUGCCAAAGCCAAUAUUACGUUCGAGGAUGUCGCCUUCUCCUACCCAAGUAGGCCAAAUGUUCCAAUUCUCCAAGGACUAGAUCUUGAAUUUGAAGCUGGCAAGGUUACAGCUAUCGUUGGUCCAUCGGGAAGUGGAAAGUCUACUAUUGUCGGUCUAGUGCAGAGAUGGUACGAUCUCCUUGGAACAACAGCCUCAUCCACGCCGAACGAUCUCCCUGUUAACUCCUCUUCUGCCACCUCAACAACUCACACUGAACCCAAACAAGACGAGACUCCGAAGAAGUCUGGAUGGUUCAAGAAACGCGCCGUUGAUAAAGACAAAGGUCAAGAGAAACAAGAAAAAGGGGUGAAGGAUGAUAAAGUUAAGGAAGUCGAGCGCGAUCUCGGCCCCAACACCUGCACUGGGACUAUAAAAGUUGGAGGGACUGAUAUCAGAAAGAUUGAUGCCAAGUGGUGGCGCUCUCAGAUUGGCAUCGUCCAACAAGAGCCAUUCCUCUUCAACGACACCAUCUACAAUAAUGUCGCAUUUGGUCUUACCGGAACAAGAUAUCAAGAAAUACCGAAAGAAGAGAAGAUGGUUAUGGUGGAAGAAGCAUGUCGCGAAGCCUACGCAGACGAGUUCAUCGCUAAGCUUCCUGAGGGCUAUGAAACUCUGGUAGGUGAGAGCGGUAUCAAAUUGUCAGGCGGCCAACGUCAGCGGAUUGGAAUCGCAAGAAGUAUUAUCAAGCAGCCACCUAUCUUGAUCAUGGACGAAGCAACCAGUGCGAUUGACGUACGAACAGAACGCAUCGUACAACAAGCGCUCGAUCGCGUGUCGAAGAACCGAACCACCAUUGUAAUUGCUCAUCGUCUGUCUACAAUCAAGCGGGCGGACAAGAUUGUUGUCCUACGCAAAGGCCAAUUGGUAGAGCAAGGCACUCAUGAUGAACUAUUGAAGAUCGAGUCAGGAGUCUACUUUGGCCUAGUUCACGCACAGAACAUUGCCAUGGAAGCCGAGAAUGAAGACGCCGGCCUGGAGAGAAUCAAUACUACUACCAGUGAAGUCGUCGAAGAGAAAGCAAAGAACAACAACAUUUCCGGAGAAACGAACCCGGAAUAUAAAGAGAAAGGCUUGAUAGCCAGUUUCGGACGUCUACUGUUCGAACAACGUCACCACUGGGUUCUGUUCAGUCUCGCCGUUUUCGGUAUUCUAGCCAGUGGUGCCGUCUGGCCACUCCAAGCCUGGGUCUUUUCCCAGGUCAUCAACGUCUUUACGCUUCCAAGAGACCAACUUGUCAGCAAGGGCAAUUUCUGGGCCGGCAUGUUCGGAGUGCUUGCCGGAGGCACAUUCCUGUCAUACUUUGUCAUGGGAUUCGCAUUUCAUCUCAUAGCCACACAAGUCUCAUUGCAGUACAGGCAAGAAUAUUUGUACAACUUGAUUCACAAGAGGAUCUCUUUCUUCGAUGAAGAAGGGCAUAGCCCAGGAUCUCUGACGUCUAGGGUGAGUUCGGACACUACACAGCUUCAGCAGCUAAUGGCAACGGAAAUGGGCAUGGCGCUCAUUGCUAUCGUCAACGUUGUCGGGUGUGUCAUCAUCUCCUUUGUCUACGGGUGGAAGCUAUCUCUCGUUGGUCUCUUCGCUGCUUUGCCACUAAUUCUAGCCGCGGGAUAUCUCCGCAUGCGUCUGGAGCUUGAAUUCGAAAAGAGCAACGCCAAGAUCUUCGAGGACAGCAGUCAGUUCGCUGCUGAAGCCGUUGGAGCCUUCCGUACUGUGCUCAGUCUCAUCAUGGAAGACAUGAUUGGCGACCGGUACGAGACUUUGCUGAGUACUCACAUCAGCAAAGCCUUUUCACGCGCAAAAUGGGGCACGCUCGUCUUCGCAGGGAGCGACAGUAUCGAACUGGCUUGUAUGGCGCUCACGUUCUGGUAUGGCGGCACACUACUAGCCUCUCGUGAGUACAACAACGUCGACUUCUUCGUCAUCUAUCAAGCCAUCAUCUCUGGUGCUGUCGCAGCAGGCAUGUUCUUUUCCUUCGCCCCAAACAUGGCCCAGGUAACCGGUGCUGCCAACCGCAUCCUCAGCAUACGUCCACCCCCAACCAGCGGUUCCACUUCCUACCCGCCUCUCAACACAUCCGAGAAAGGCAUCGGCAUAGAAUUCCAAAACGUCUUCUUCACCUAUCCAUCCCGAGAGCUCCCCGUACUCUCAAACCUCAACAUCCAAGUCCAACCCGGCCAAUUCGCCGCUCUCGUCGGCGCAAGUGGCUGCGGCAAAUCCACCACAAUAUCCCUCCUCGAACGCUUCUACGACGCCUCUUCCGGCCGCAUCCUCUGCAACGGACAAGACAUCACGACACUCGACCCGUCAGAGUACCGCAAGCAAAUCAGUCUUGUAGCCCAAGAACCCACACUGUACGAAGGCACAAUUCGAGAAAACGUUGCGCUAUCCGUGGACUCGGCAUCGGAUACGGAAAUCGAGCAGGCAUGCCGCGACGCCCAGAUCCACGACUUUAUUACCUCCCUGCCAGACGGCUACGCGCAGCGCCUAGGUCCAAAGGGCAUGUCGCUUUCCGGUGGCCAGAAACAGCGGUUAUCACUCGCCCGUGCGUUGCUUCGGCAGCCGAAACUCCUUCUCCUCGAUGAAGCAACGUCGUCUCUCGAUUCAGAGUCUGAAAAGCUGGUUCAAGAAGCGAUUGAGCGGGCGGCGAAAGAUGGUCGCCGCACUAUUCUCUCUGUUGCGCAUCGGCUUGCGACGAUUCAGAAGGCGGAUGUUAUUUUUGUGCUGGGGAGUGGGAAGGUGUUGGAGAAGGGGGAUCAUCAGGCUCUGCUGAAGAAGAGGGGGGUUUAUUGGCAGAUGUGUCAAGCCCAGGCUUUGGAUGCGUAG
This is a messenger RNA of Bipolaris oryzae ATCC 44560, 3966 nucleotides long. RefSeq lists its product as uncharacterized. Gene Ontology annotation, biological process: transmembrane transport. Lineage: Eukaryota; Fungi; Ascomycota; Dothideomycetes; Pleosporales; Pleosporaceae. Gene Ontology annotation, molecular function: ABC-type transporter activity; ATP binding; ATP hydrolysis activity. The record is from RefSeq and is a predicted model, not a curated record. The transcript is spliced from 6 exons. Bases 1 to 3966 code for a protein of 1321 amino acids. Gene Ontology annotation, cellular component: membrane.